AUGGAUAAAAGAUGGAGUCUUCAUGACAUGACUGCUCUUGUAACUGGUGGAGCCAGCGGAAUCGGGCAUGCCAUAGUCGAAGAGUUAGCUAGUUUUGGAGCUAGAAUCCAUGUAUGCGACAUAUCCGAAACACUGCUCAAUCAAAGUUUAAGCGAAUGGGAAAAGAAAGGGUUUCAAGUGAGCGGUUCAAUAUGUGAUGUAUCCUCUCGUCCCGAGAGAGAAACACUGAUGCAAACCGUGUCAAAGAUGUUCGACGGCAAGCUGAAUAUUCUUGUGAAUAACGUUGGCGUAGUUCGCGUUAAACCAACAACAAAAUAUGGGGCAGACGAUUUCUCGUUCCAUAUUUCAACAAACUUGGAAUCAGCUUAUCAUCUUAGCCAGCUUUCACAUCCUCUUUUAAAGGCGUCUGGAUUCGGUAGCAUUGUCAUGAAUUCUUCUGUUGGAGGGGUUGUAUCAAUGGAAUGCGGAUCCCUCUAUAGUAUAACGAAAGGGGCUAUGAAUCAACUAGCACGAAGUUUGGCGUGUGAGUGGGCAGCGGAUGGCAUAAGAACCAACUCUGUUGCUCCUAAUUUUAUCCUCACUGAUAUGACUGAACCUCAUCUUGAAGACGCGGGGUACAAGAAAAGUUUGUUCAGCAGAACUCCGCUUGGUCGUGCUGGAGAGCCAAAAGAGGUGGCAUCACUUGUGGCUUUUUUGUGUCUGCCUGCAGCUUCAUAUAUUACUGGUCAGACCAUUUGUGUUGAUGGAGGUCUCACUGUCAACGGUUUCUCCUAUCAGCAACAGGAGUGA
Molecule: messenger RNA, 789 nt
Organism: Eruca vesicaria subsp. sativa (arugula)
Lineage: Eukaryota; Viridiplantae; Streptophyta; Magnoliopsida; Brassicales; Brassicaceae
Source: the annotation of a GenBank genome assembly